Molecule: messenger RNA, 1347 nt
Organism: Lithohypha guttulata
Lineage: Eukaryota; Fungi; Ascomycota; Eurotiomycetes; Chaetothyriales; Trichomeriaceae
Exons: 2
Coding region: 1-1347 (448 amino acids)
Biological process (GO): cytoplasmic translational initiation
Cellular component (GO): cytoplasm; eukaryotic translation initiation factor 3 complex
Molecular function (GO): translation initiation factor activity
Source: RefSeq, a predicted model, not a curated record
AUGCCGGUGUCAACGCUUUUGAUAGAAGGCUCCUUCGCCGAACUUGCUGAGGAACUUGCGCAAUACCUUGAUACCCUUGACGAAGGUGCAGGAAUUGCCAACAGUAUUGAAUCUGAACUUGGGCAGAUCCGGGAGGCAGAGUCGCAGGAAACAGGCAAUACAUCUGGUCAAAAGGCCAAGGACGAUGUGUUGAAGAAGAUCAUUACGAAGGCCACGACGUUGAAUAAAGCGCCAGAGAGAGAAUUCUCGGCUGCAUAUAACCUUCUCAUUAACCUAUGCCUGCAGUCGCCUGCACAAGAGGGCUUCUUCGCAAGGUUAUGUCAAUAUCUGUCUGACCAGCCAGUAGCACCAAACUCUACGUAUGGACCAUCACUUGCUAUCUCGACACUGACAACAAUAUUUAACGUCCUGCCUCUUACAAGUGAGGCAAGAUACCACGUUUUCCUUGCCAUUCUCAAAGUGAUAAAGGCUACAAACUCUGCGCAAGCAUUCGAGGCUCUUGUUCCACAGCUGGAACAGAAUGUCCCUAACUGGUUGUCAGCAUGGCAAUUGGACGAGGAGGAUGCGCAGAAUUUGCACACAACUAUUGCAGACGUCGCAACGGCACAGGGCUUUCAUAAUCUGAGUUAUCAGUAUCUGCUCAAGGCACUGGAGACCAUACCACCAAAGGCAGCCUCAGAAGAAGAUUCGCAGUCUCUGGCUAAAAGAACUCUAAUCACAGCACUGACCAACCCCUCAAUCACCGACUUCACGCCCCUCACUGCUUCAGAUGCUAUCCAGGCUCUCAGAAAGACCGACAAUGACCUCAUUGAACUUCUUGACAUCUUCACUUCUGACGAUUACGAAGAAUACUCGAGGUUUAUCUCCAACCACUCUUUGUCAUCCUUGGAUAUCCCAGAAUCGGCCGAAGAUUCUCUUACCACAAAGAUCCGUCUUCUGACACUGGCUAGUGUAGCUGCUGCUUCGCCAGACAGAUCAGUCUCGUAUACAGAUAUUGCCUCGUCUCUGAAGGUUCCUGAUGAGGACGUCGAAAUAUGGGUCAUAGAUACGAUACGUGCAGGUCUUGUGGAAGGGAAGCUGUCUCAGUCGAAACAACAGUUCCUUGUACAACGAGCGACGUAUAGAGUUUUUGGCGAGAAGCAGUGGGGCGAGAUUCAGAAUCGCUUGAUGGUAUGGAGAAGGAGUCUAGAGGGCGUGCUCGGUGUGGUGAGGAGUGAGCGAGAGCGAUUCGCACGAGAAGGCGUGAAUGGAUAUGAGGACAGACCAAACGGUUACGAUGGGCAACAGAGACGACAGGGCGGCAGACGGCAACAACAACCACGGGAAAUUGAUAUCGGUGGUGAUUAA